Urocitellus parryii (Arctic ground squirrel) is the source of this 886-nucleotide messenger RNA. RefSeq names its product S100 calcium binding protein A13 (gene S100a13). Gene Ontology annotation, molecular function: calcium ion binding; calcium-dependent protein binding. NCBI's taxonomy places the organism in Eukaryota, Metazoa, Chordata, Mammalia, Rodentia, Sciuridae. The record is from RefSeq and is a predicted model, not a curated record. Gene Ontology annotation, cellular component: perinuclear region of cytoplasm.
CUUCUCUGCUGGAAGGAGUGACCAGSGUGUGGGCGGACUGCAGGUCCCACUGUAAACAAACGUUGGAGACAAACAACCUCCUGACCCUUUAGCACUGGGAGAGACAAGAUAGGGCCAUCAGAGAAACCCCACCAGAGGGCCGCCAGACUCUGAGGACUUGGAAGAAGGAACUGCGAACUGAGAAAUCACUCCCCGGAUAGAGGGAUCACCAUACUUGAUGCAUCACCAGAGGGCUCUCUUUUUUUGGGGGAUGAAACCCAGGGGGCUUCACCACUGAGCCGUACCCCCAGACCUUUUUAUUUUUAAUUUCGAGCCAGUGUCUGGCUAGGUUGCUGACAGCCUUGCUAAGUUGCUGAGGCAGGCUUUGAACUUGCCAUCAUCCUCCUGCCUCAGUCUCCCCAGCUGCUGGGAUUACUGGCACCUGAACCCGCAGAGACGGCUUCUUAAAAAGGACCUUCAGAAACCAGGUCAGCUGUGUGAGCACCUCAGCUCCAACCCCAGGGGCCUCAUGGCGGCCGAGCCACUGACUGAGCUGGAGGCGGCCAUCGAGACAGUGGUCACCACUUUCUUCACCUUUGCAGGGCGGGAAGGCCGGAAGGGCAGCCUCAGCGUCAACGAGUUUAAGGAACUAGCCACGCAGCAGUUGCCUCACCUGCUCAAGGAUGUGGGCUCCCUAGAUGAGAAGAUGAAGAGCUUGGAUGUGAAUCAGGACUCGGAGCUCAAGUUCAAUGAGUACUGGAGACUGAUUGGGGAGUUGGCCAAGGAAAUGAGGAAGGAGAAGGCGCAGGAGAUCCGGAAGAAGUAGAGCUGCUGGCCGGGAUGGCGGUGGGGAGAGUAGGCCUGGCAGGGCCAGGAGAACCCAUCACUCCCCAAAUAAACCUUCUCC